UGAGCCUCUUUUGCAACAACCAGGAAGCCACAAGCUGUAAGAAGGUAGAAAUGACAAGGAAGAGAAAGAGUAGAGCGAAAGGAAAGGCAGGUGAACAGAAGAAGGGGACCCAAAAAAGAGAUGGCAGCACAUCUUCAUUCAGAACGCGUUCACAGAGCCAACCGAAAGGCAAGCAUACAAGUCGCUCAAGCCGAUCCAGAUCCAGAGGCCAUGGACGGCACAGCACGGACGCAACAGAGUCUGAGCCGCUGAGCAAAGAGGCUCAGACUCAAACCAGCUCUAGUGGGUUGGAAAACAAGGAGACUCAGACAGAGACUGUCAGUCAUGCAACACAGCAGACACAAACAGAGAUCAAUGGCAACACUGAGACCACAGAAGUGUCACAGACAACAGACCUCUGUCCUGAAGAUGUUAGGAUGGAGGUGGAAACUGUGCUGACAAAGAACGAAGGAAAAGAAAGUGAUGGAGAAAAGGAAAGUGUUGAGAGGAAGAAAAGGAGAAUGAGUGAAUCAAGGGAACCUACGAAGGAGACAAAAGAAAGGACCAAACUUUCGGAUGGUUGCAGAGAACAAGAUGGAGAUGAUCAAAAAGACAGAGACACAAGUGAAAAACAUUCAAAAGGAGAUUCACAAAAAGACACUAACCUCAAGUCAGGAACAGAAGAGCCAAAAUCAUACGCAGCGGCUGCUGCAGCAGGAAAGGAUAAAGAGUCUAAGGAGGAGAAGAAUCAGACCGCAGCAGAUCAGGUCGAUAGGAAAAGAAGAAAACCUUCCCCAGUGAGGGCUCCAGCUGAACAGCCGACGUUCACUUUCUACAUUUAUGCUGUUCUGGACAAAAGAUUCAAAUUUAACCAACAACAGGACUCCCUUUUGCUCCUUACUGCGAAUGAAAGCUUUGAACUACAAAUUACACAUUUUUUGGGUCUACGACAGGAAGGCUUUUUGAUUGAAGCAACAUUUUCAUUUUGGGGAUACAUUGAAAGGGGCGUUCAAAUACAAUACACAUAUGCAGUGCAGAAACAACAUGGCUUCAUUGAGGAAAUAGCAUUAAGAUAUGUUUACGUCCCCCCUGACAAAACAGUAAAAGAACUGCACCUUUAUGAAGGUUAUAUAAGUUCAAGUUCAAGAUCUGUUACAGAAAAAGUGACGGGCUGGUUGUUUCAGAAUAAACAAAAAGAAAUUUGCAAAGGCUGGGAGACCUCUGCUCAUGUGCUGCUGGACAGAGUGUUUCAGAAAUGGGGGUCAUUUAAAAAUGAAGACAACGAGACACUUAUUGAACACCUGAGGAGAUACAAAGAAGGUUUUCAGUCAGUCAUGAGUCGUUUGAAAUUUCCAGUGAAUCUCUUCCCCUCUCAAAUAAACGUCUCUGAACUGAUUUCUGAAAGACUGAGUUGGAUUUUAAAAGGAGAAUCUGGAGGGAAAACUUCAGAGAGCUCAACUGUGAUCAGAUCUUUGGAAGUGGCCCUCUCAGUGUUCAAGGUGUGCUGUGGCUGUGGUGUGGAACUCAGCACAAAAGACUGGGGCAAACUCUGCCAUGUUGUUUUUGAAAGGACUGCUUCUCUUGGAGAAAUGCAAACAACCCUAACAGCCCUACCUUCACUUGACUUCACUGUGAUGGGACUGGUGAACCAAUGUUCAAGGAAGCUGAUCUUUGAAGUGGUGUUACUUGUUCCUGUCCUUCAUUUACUGAGAAAGCCAGAGGAAAAGUCAGAUCCGGGCUCAGCUAUGGACGAACAGACAUGGGCAAGACUUGAAAAAAUAGAGUAUCCAUCUUUUAGGGAGAGAAUUAGAGGAUUCCCUGACAAAAGGAGGAUGGUCCUUAAACUGAUCAAAGAUCACUUACCAAUGACCAAAGAUAAGCCUUACUUGUUGAAAAGCUGGCUUUCUAUCGUGGCAUUUGAGGAUGUCCCUGAGUUUGCCCAGAUGACCGAAAGUCUUCCUGAACUCCUGAUCCAGAGCCUGAUGUACAGAAUGAAGGAGACUGAACAAAAGGCAGACACUGAUCCCAACCGCACAGAAAAAAAUCUAAAGGCAACGGAAAAGGUCCUGAACCUCUUGUUGAAGAGGGUUGAGGAGGACAGAGGACGAAUCAUGGAGUCAAAGUCGUCGGGCUUAUUCCUUCAGUGUUGUGUAAAUGUUCACAAGAGCGCUUGCAAGAUUGCUCGACUUGUCCCACAAUACGAAGUCACAGUGCUCUCUUUCCAGCUCCUGCUUAAAAUGGCUGAAAUUCUUCAUGAGAAGCUUUCAAAGGGUGGAGAGGAAAUGAAAGAAAAACACAAUCAGCUUUUGUCCAAGCUUAAUGACAUUCAAAGGGAUUUCACUAAGUGGAGAGAUGGGCUGCUCCACAAUCCUCUGAUGCAGACCUCCGGAUUCACUUACCCUAGUGAAAUACAGUUGUGGAAUGAUUUGUAUGGGAUUGAGUGUUCAAUACCAGACAUCUCUGAAAGCUGGAUGGAUUCAUUAGACCGAGACCUGAGACUGAGAGUGUCCCACAUCUCUGACACUAACAAGAUUGUUGUGUACUUUCUGGAGACGUCAGCAAAGGCUAUCAAGAAUAGUCAUGCAAACAUUCAGUCUUGUUUCAAAGAGUCGUGUGAGGCUGCUAUUAAGAACCAGUGUCAGGCAAAGAAGGAAGGAGACCUUUUACGCUUUCUCUUUACCAAGUCCAUUUCUUGGUCUGUCGUGUCCUCCAUUAUUGUGGAGUCAGCAGCUUGCUUUGAGGAGAAUUAUGAAGGUCGUCUACUGGACCCACAAUCAGCAAUCAACUUCCUUUUGUCUCAAGACAAAUGGAAUCAGUGGAAGUUAGAAGAUGAUGCCAGUCGUUUAAUAGCAGAUAGUCAGUCAUUCUUGGGUUGUCUGAUUCAGACUCUUUGCCAGGGAAAUUUACCCCUUGGCCACCUUAAGACCAUCUUUAAAUAUAAGAGUCAAUUUCAGAAGCUUUACAACCAGUAUAAAAGCAACAAGAAAGAAGAGAAUAUCUCAAUCAAUGUGUCAGAGCUACUCAGUCAAAGAGAAGAUGACUUGAAGGCCUUUGAGCAACAGAAGGAGUACAUGACCAACUUUAUAAAUAUGCUGGGGAAGAUUGAAGAUGUCAUAGAUGUACCAGAGGUUUCUUCCCUUGAAGACAUGGUCAAAACCAACCUUCAGGCGGAAGCACUGGACAAAUUGGUUGAAGUGCAAACAUAUUUCUCCAAAGAUGAUCUUGACAAAAACAGCACAAGGCGAGUGUUAUUCUACACUUCUAAUCUGGAAGUCCAAGACAUGGCACGGGAGAUGUAUGAAGUGAAAACCAGCAACAUUCUUCUAUGUUUAUGGCGAGAAAAGGCAACAGAAUAUUUAAUGCCUGGUCCUCAGCUUUUGUCUCUAGACUUUACUGAAGUCUGUGAAAGAAUCUGGAGGCCUUGUCUUGCUGACUUCCUUGACCUUGGUGAACGGAUUGCAGUUGGAGAAACUUGUUUUAAAGAGGUGGACCAAGCUUUGAACUGGUGUGGGGAUCAGGGUGAAGGAGAUCGUCUAAAGAAAGAGUUCACUUUGAUGGCCACUAUGCUGAAAAGCCACAGUUCUCUCGAUGAGAACUGGCCAGAGCAUCGUCUCAGUCAGAUUCAGGAAUAUAGACGCCUUUGCCAUGCUGCGGAAUCUGCUGAGGUCAUACUGAAAAUAAAAGAUAGACUGGGAUUACAAGGAGACUUCAGCCAUAUACAUUGCCUGACUCAAGUGAGAGAUGACUCAUUCAAACAAAACACACUGGAUUCGCUGAGAGAAGAUCUCAUCAGAGCCAGGCAAAAGCUGGCAGAUAUCAAACGAAGGCAGCACACAGCCUGUCUGAAGGCAUUCUUGGAAAGUGAUACUCUGAUAAAAUGGGUCAAAACACAAAUUCCAAGUUUAAGGGACCUUAAAGUCUUUAUGGAACUGGCCACAAUUUCUGCUGGAGAGAAUGAUGCAGACAUUGAUAGGCUAGCCAGUUUUGAAACUGCUGUGAUGGGCUAUGGCCCUUUGCUUUACUCACUAUCAGAAGAUGCAGGAUUUGAAGAGUUCAUGGAAUAUGCUAAGCAAGUGUGGGGCACCCUUGACAAAGAUGAGAAACUCCUAGAUAAACUGAUAGACUCCAAUCGGUGGUUGGAUUGGCUAAAAGGUUUAAGGGAUACUCAUGGCUCUGUAGAGCAAUCGUCUUUGUCCUUGGCCUCAGCUAUCAACACUGGAGGCGUGUAUCAUGUGGGCUGGCCUGAAGAUUUCAAUGGGAAAACAUGUUUGGAGAAUGUCUUUCAUGUGAAAGUGACGAAGAACAAAGAAGCAAAGACAUACAAUCUUAAUGAACUCUUAGAGCUGCAGAAUAAGCUCAUGUUGAUGUCAUCUAAAGGGGAGCAUGGAAGGGAUCAAGUCAACAAGUUUACUCAGGUUUUUGAAGGAGUACAAAGGUUGGGCCACAUCCUCCUGCAGUUGCGCACAUCGGGUAAUAUUCUCUUCCAAAACUGGGGAGCACAGAUAGCAUGCAACCACCAAGAUCAACGCUGCAUUCAAGUUAGCUUUUCCCUUUUAAGCAAGUGUGUUGUAUAUCAGGGUGAGGUUGUAGAGCAACUUCAAAAGCUGUGUCGCUCCCUGGAGGACUUCCAUAAAGACUGGUGUAGCCACUUGACUAAGAUGCGCUCUCAGUACUACGCACUGAAUCAUUACACUUCAGAGCAAGUGGUCUAUCUUUGCGAAUGGAUCAACAGUGUAACUAUCAGAAGGAAACCUGUGCCACAACAAAUGUGGCAUCUUUUGACUCCUAUUAAACCAGAUUGUACCUUAAAUGAGAUCAGAGAGGCCUUUGAAAAAGCAACUGAGACUGAAUCUAUGUUUCAAUGUGACAUGGCAGAGGAAUCAGAACCAAAUAGUGAAUUUGGCCUGCCUUUACAACAUAUUGGAAUGGAAUGCUUGGAGGACCUGUGGCAGCAAUUUAAGGAGAACAUGUCCAAAUUCCUUACCCACCAUGUGGAUGUUGAAAUACUUGGGCGGUUUCUCUCCAAUCUCUCUGCCAUGAAUCAAAUGCACAUCAAACGCAAGAUUCCUCCUAUUCUACAAGAGGGAAGGCCGAACCUUGUCCAAUGCUCUGAUGGGGAACUGAUUAGCACCACUCUGUCUUUUUAUGCAGAGAGUCCACAGCAACCUCUUCCAACAACUGAUGAGGUAUUAAUGUGCCAAGAGGGGACAACUAAAGAGGAGGUGGAGAUCUUCCUCCGCCGAUGCCUGGGAAUACAGGGUACUGCAAGCAGCCAUAAGAAGAUUUACACUCUGGUCAAUCCAGGAGCACUGACCUAUGAUGUGAGCGUGGCUCUGGUGGAAUACUUUGAGACACAAGAACGGUGUGCAGGACCUCAUUACCGUCUAGUGAUGGUCUGCCCUGUAAACCAGGAUAGAUAUGUUCCUUCCUUCUUCAGCAACUAUAAGGUGCAAACUGGUCUGAGUAUAUCUGCAGAAAGAAUAAAAAAUUACAUUCGCCAUCACUUCCGUAUACCGUCUGAGCUGGUCACCCACUCAAAAGUCUAUCCAGGGGAACUCUCUGUCUGGAUGAUUGCAUCUGAACGUCCAGCUGUUGGAAAGUCUCUGUAUGUCAAGCGUCUUUUUGAGCAGUUCAGAAGAGAGGUUCGAACAGCUACCUUUCUAACAAUCAGACUCAUCGAGCCUUACGUUGACAUGGAUGGAUUUGUCCAAACUCUGUCUGAGAGACUGGCUCCACUGAGAGAGCAGGACCCUGUGCUGUUGCACAUUGAUGCUGCAGCUGUGCGUCAUGGCUUGGAGGAAUUCCUGUUCAAAGUGCUCAUUUUAGGAUGUCUUAGUGACAGCAAGGGAACUAUAUGGAGGAGAAAUACAGCUCACUUAGUGGCAAUUGAAGUACUUCAGCGAGGUCAAAAGAGUCAACCCCAAAUAGAGACAACCCAUGGGUUUUUGCAUACACUGCCUACUAUCUUCUGCAGGCCUCCUAAAGAUAUCAAGGCUUUAGAGAUCAUGAGAAAACAAAGGGGGUACACAUCUUUGGAUCCACUGAUGGAUAAUGGAGAGUUUCAAAGUGAAGACAUUCAAAGACCCUACCAAUACUUAAUGAGAUUCAACAUGAAUUUGAACUUGGAUGACUUCAAUUAUCAGGCUCAUACUGUAGAAGGUGAUCCAGCUGACUGUCUCCAUCACCUUUUGUCAAACUAUGGCUUGAAGGACCCAUCAUGGGCAGAAUUGAAGCACUUUACUUGGUUUCUUAACCUGCAGCUUAAAGACUGUGAGAAUUCCUUAUUCUGUGAUCCAGACUUCCUUGCUGGCAAUUUAAGUGGCUUUAAGAACUUCAUUGUAAAAUUCAUGAUUCACAUGGCUCGAGACUUUGCCUCUCCUUCCGUUGACAUCUCUGACCAGAGCUCCUCCUUUUUCUCUAAGAAUGAAGAUGAAGAAGACAUCCUAUCUAUUCGAAAACGAUGGGAAAAUGAAUCUCACCCAUACAUCUUUUUCAAUGCCGAUCAUCUCACCAUGUCUUUCUUAGGAUUCCACGUGAAGAAAAAGGGAACAAUUCUUAAUGCAGUCGAUCCAAAAAGUGGUGAAGUGUUAAUGGAAAAUGUGAUGACACAAGAGCUGUUUUCAGACAUUGAGCGACAAAGAAUUAACCUUUCUGAGGACUUUGAUGACCUGUCCAGAGAAGACAAGAUACAAAGAAUUUCCUUUGUUGUUGGUGCCAAAAAAGGCUGGGAAAAAGGAAAGUUUGAUCCAGAUCCUACUUAUGAACUCACUACUGACAAUGUCAUGAAGAUGUUGGCUAUUCAUAUGAGAUUCAGAUGUGAGAUUCCUGUGAUCAUCAUGGGAGAAACUGGCUGUGGAAAAACGCGGCUUGUGCGCUUUCUCUGUGAUCUGCAACGUGAAGGCAGAGAUGUUGAAAACAUGAAAUUAGUCAAAGUUCAUGGAGGUACUACUUCUGAGAUUAUCUAUAGGAAGGUGCGGGAAGCAGAAGAACUUGCUCAGAACAAUUUGCAAAAAUAUAAACUUGACACAGUUUUGUUUUUUGAUGAAGCCAACACAACCGAAGCAAUCUUUGCCAUUAAGGAAGUGCUAUGUGACAAAACUGUACAGGGAUACCCUCUGAAGAAAAACUCUGGUCUGAAAAUAAUUGCUGCCUGCAAUCCAUACAGAAGACACACACCCAAAAUGAUUAAUCGUUUGGAGCAAGCUGGUCUAGGAUACAGGGUGAAAGCUGAGGAAACUGAAGAUCGCCUUGGUAAAGUUCCCAUGAGACAGCUUGUGUACCGUGUGCACCCUUUACCCCCAAGCAUGGUGCCUCUGGUAUGGGAUUUUGGACAGUUAAGUAAUUCAGCUGAACUCUCUUACAUUCGUCAGAUUGUGCAAAAACAAAUUAGACAUCAUCGAUUGCCCCUAGCAUGUCAGAGUGUGAUCACAGACGUUUUGGCUGCCUCUCAGAGAUACAUGCGUAGCCAAGCAGAUGAAUGCAGCUUUGUAAGCCUUAGGGAUGUGGAGAGAUCAAUGGGUGUCCUGAUUUGGUUUUACAACCACAGAGAUGAUCUUUUUACAAGUUCCCGCUUGAUUGAAACUGAGCAGAUGAUCUUGAAAUGCUUGGUACUUGCAGUCAGUGUUUGCUAUUACCCAUCACUUGAAAACAAAAGUCCAUACCUAGCAACUAUCAGCAAAUACUUUCCUGAUCAGUUCAACUCUAAAGAGUCACUGGAGCAGGAGAUCACUUCAUGCCAAGAUUUUUUUCUUGAGAAAAUCCAAACAAGAAACACGAUUGCCAAAAAUCUGGCCUUGAAAGAGAAUGUCUUCCUUAUGGUGGUCUGCAUUGAGUUGAGAAUUCCACUUUUUCUGGUUGGCAAGCCGGGGAGCUCAAAAUCUCUUGCUAAGACUGUUGUAGCAGAUGCAAUGCAGCGUCAGGCCUCUCACUGUGACUUAUUCAAGAAACUCAAGGAGGUUCAUAUGGUGUCUUUUCAGUGCAGUCCUCACUCAAGCCCUGAAGGAAUCAUUGGAACUUUCCGGAACUGUGCUCGUUUCCAAAAGGAUAAGAACUUAGAAGAGUAUGUGUCAGUAGUUGUACUGGAUGAAAUAGGACUUGCAGAGGACUCUCCUCAGAUGCCAUUGAAGACUUUGCAUCCUCUUCUAGAGGAUGGAUGCAUAGAUAGUGACAACCCAGAACCAUACAUGAAGGUUGGAUUUGUUGGAAUUUCAAACUGGGCUCUCGAUCCAGCAAAAAUGAACAGGGGUAUUUUUGUGUCCCGUUGGGACCCAAGUGAGAAAGAGUUAGUGGAGACAGCUGAAGGCAUCUGCUCAUCCUCCCACACUGUUCUUCUCAAAAUCAAGCACCUUCUGCCAAAGUUGGCAAAAAGCUUCCUAAACAUCUGUAAAAAUGACACUGAGCAGUUCUUUGGACUCCGAGAUUAUUAUAGCUUGAUAAAAAUGCUUUUUGCAACAGUCAGCAAUUCAGAUCAAGAGCCACGUGACAGCGAGUUGGCAGAGGCUGUGUUGAGAAACUUCAGUGGACAAAGGGAUGAUUUUGAUCCACUUGAUUACUUCUGUGAAAUAUUCCAAAACAUUCAAGAUGUCCAAAGGCCAAGUACACUGAAAAUGAUUGAACAAAGUCUUAACCACCACAGUGACAAAGAAUGUCGAUACCUUCUUUUGCUCACAACUAACAAUGCUGCCUUAUACAUAAUCCAACACCAUAUUUUCUCCAAGGAGAACUAUACAUGCCCAGAAAUUGUCUUUGGAUCAGGAUUUCCCAAAGACCAGGAGUAUGCCCAGAUAUGCCGCAAUGUGAGUAGAAUAAAGGCAUGCAUGGAGACAGGUCGAACUGUCAUCCUUUUGAAUCUCCUUAAUCUGUAUGAAAGCCUGUAUGAUGCUUUGAAUCAAUACUAUGUGUACUUCAGUGGACAGCAAUAUGUUGACUUGGGACUUGGUUCACAUAGAGUAAAGUGUCGAGUUCACAGAGACUUCAGACUAGUUGUGGUGGAAGACCAGGAAAAAGUCUACCAGAAGUUUCCUGUUCCUCUUAAAAACAGACUGGAGAAACACAAAGUUGAUAGGAGUACAGAUUUGACUCCUUGGCAGCACAGAGUUUUGGGAAAACUCAAACAGUGGGUGCAAGAGUUCUCAAAAGUUCAGCAAUCUGAAUCUACUGAAGCAAAUUUCAGCUUAUCAGAUGCCUUUGCUGGUUUCCAUGGCGAUGCUUGUGCCAGCGCACUCCUGCAGGCUUUAGAAAAAAUACAAAAACUCCACUGCAUUCCCAGUUACAAGAAUGAAGUCAGCGAACCAAGUGAAGAGGGAUCUAACAUUAAUGUGGCCAAGGACAUAUGCAUGAAAAGAGAGGAGAGUGAGGCUCAUCACACUGAUGAAGAUAUGAUAGAGUCUCAAGAGGAAAUGAACAAAUUCCUUGAUGAGGCACAAGGUGAUGCCUCAAUGGAAGUUGAAAGCGAAGUACAGGAUGCAGCGGUUCAUGAAGAAAUUGUGACUCAGGGAGAUGCUUCUGAUCUUGUGAAAAUGGAUGAAGAUCCUGUUGAUGUUGAGGGAAGAGACAGCAUGGAGUCAAACAAAACCUUAGACGAGGAAGAGGAGGCCUAUGACACUGCCAAGUGCUUUCUCUUAAAUUGUUCCACACCUGACUCCGUACUUAGGUUGAAGUAUUCUGAAUUCGGAAAUCAGGAGAAAGACAAACUUCAGAGAAUGUAUUUCCAUCAGCAAAGCCAUCAAUCUCUCAGAGACCUAUUAGACAACCAUCUGAACAAAACCAAUCAGGACAAGAGCAGAUUCUUAGAGGUAACCACAUUCUCCAAUCUUCUCACUGGAGCUGAUGUGAGAAAUCUUGCUCCGGCCUUGGGUUUGUCCACCGAGCGGCUUCUUCUUCUCUCAUUACACCAAUUUGACACAGAGGUUUCUUUUUGCAGCAAGAUAAGGUCAUUCCUAAAGGAAUCUGGGCUGUCUCUACACAUUCUCUUGGUUCAGAUGGACAUGGAAGAGUCAUUGUGCAAAAAUGAACUUAUUGCUUCAGCGAAGUACUGUACCAUGAAUGAAAUCUUGUCCUUAAAGUCCGAUGAGUGCAAUGUCUAUACUGUGUUCAUAACAAAGCUCUCCCGAAUUGGGGAGCAAUGUACAACAAGUGGCAACAAGUACAUUGGCUUUCAAGGAGGAGUUUGGCUGUCUGCACAUAUUGAUGACCUCAGAGAUUCUGAUGACAUGAGCUUAAAUCUUAAGGCUUUUUGUGGGAUACCUAUAAGUAAACUAAUCUCUCAGACAAUCCAGUCAGGUGUCACACAAUCAGAAGAAAUGGAUACAAGUGGACCAGAAAGUGAGAGGGGAGAUUCAGUACAUCUACACAGUUUGUCCCUAAUAAGAUCCUGCACCCAGAAAGCUGUUUCAUUGCUGAGAGAUACAGGCAAAAAAACCUCCAGGAGUAUGGAGCGCAUGAACAUAUUACUUGGCCUUCUGGGAAGUGACCCUGGGCGGAUAGGAGUACGGUUCCAGGAAGUGUUGCUAAGGAGGCUGGUGUUUGCACUGAUGCGGAAGGAGGAGCUGGUUCCUAAUGCAGAAGACUGGGCUUAUAAAGUGGCAAAGAACCAUAAAGCUCUGCAGGAAGGUGGAACACUUCGGCACACUUUGUGGCGCUGUCUACAGGGUGUUUUGAUCCCAGUGUUGGCCCAAGUGUUAGAAGUGUUAGACAGAGACUGCAACUUGAACCUGCUGUAUGGAGAAGGGCUCAGUGAGGGUCUGGCUCAGUUCUGGCUGGAUAUCUUUGAAGAUCAACAGCUCCUUGACCUAACCCCCUCACAAAAUGCAAGCACUUCAGAACAGGAGAUUAAUGUGCAGUGUCAGCUGUUUUUUGGAGAAGUGGAACGGCCAUGUGCUGCUCCUUUUAGCUGGCUGAUAAAAACAUACUGCCAGAGUUUGUGGGAGGAAUCAGAGUUUGUGCGAGACACUGAGAAAGGCAACAAAGCAAGGAUUCUACAGUUUGUUAGUGCUGUAUCAGACAGUGGAUUGGGAAGCUUUAUUCAGAAACUCUCAGAGGGAGAGAAAGUUGAGUUGGGUCAGCGCUACUUGACUGAUUAUGUUCUUCUGUCAUUCAAAGUCCGCUCUGAGGAAGAGCGUUGGGUCUUUUAUUCUGCAGUGCAGGGUUGUGUGUCUGCUCUGCAGAUGGAGAUGUCAGUAACUCCUGAGCUCUCUCCAGCAUGGAUCCUUGCAGCAGCCCAAAUCUACGCCCCACGCUUGGACACAUUAUCACAUACCCUUCAGCUCAACCCUCAACUGGUUCCCAUCAUCCAACAAGAAAGAUCAAAGAGACAAAGCCCUGACAUGUGUGAGGACAUUCUAGCUGUUGGUAUCUGUGUUGAAGAAACAAAGCUCCUACCCGUAACAUCACUAAUUGAAUGCCAGACCUUCUUGCAAAGAGUUGAGAAACUUCAGCCAUGUUUAGAGAGAGUGCUUAGUACCAACUACAGCGCCCUCUGCAGCCUGGGCUGUCUCAAACACCUGGACACUAUAAAGUCUGUCUUUCAGGGGUUGCUGCUAGUGGCUGCUUUCAUUGAAAAGGUGGUCAUCAAAAUGAAAGUGGGAGAUGAGCGGAUAAAAGCACUGACUCUGAAACACUGCAGUCAGUUGCAUGGGCUAAUGGAAGAGUCUCCUGAUUUGAGGAGCACAGACAAUCUUCAGAAAAUCAUCCGCAUACUCAAUGAUUACCACGAUGAGUCCAUCAGCAGAGAACUGCGAUAUGGUAUGAAGUGCUCUGUGUGUCUGUUAGAACUGUCAGAGCCCACUACUCUUCCUUGUGAGCAUGUGUUUUGCCUGUCCUGUCUGAGGAGAUCCACAGAGAUAGGAGGAGCAGAGUACUGUCCCAUGUGCAGAGCACCUCUGUCAAACAACUUCCAGCCUAUUGUCUCCACAACCAUAGACUUAGCCCUGAAGCAGCAUAAAGAGAUAAGAAAAUGCUGUAACGCAUUUUUCCUGGAGGUGGUUUCUCGCUUCUGUCUGACUGAAAAACAAGACCCCCCAGAGGACCUGGUGGAACUGCUUUUUUCUCUCCUCAUCUCGGCACAAGGAGAUGUUUACAAGACCAGAGAGCUCACCCCAUUUUUGGAAUGUGUUGACCAGAGUCCUGUGGUGCGCUCUGUGCUGCCUAAACUCCUUCUGCAAUACAGUUUCAAACAGGUGAAGAAGCAUAUUCAAAGGUACUUAGAAGACCUGGAGAGCAAGCUUCUGGACCAGGAGGACAGAACUGAACUGUACCGACUCUUUGUUAACUGUUUCCAGGAUUCCCUGUUUUGCUCUGGAUUAAAUGGAGAUCAUAAACAUGUGAAGGAGAGCUCAAGCUUCCUUAGCCGACUGGCUCGUAAACAGACACCUUCCAGACAGACUGACCCAGCUGAGUUUCUGCUGUCUAUGGCUCGCCUCAGAAUGUGUCUGGACUCUGCUGCCCGUAUCCUGUCUAGAGCUAUCGGCCAAAAAAAUGAUAAUUUGGAGGAAGUGGAGCUAAAGCUUUUGGAGCAGGUGAAGGCUGUGUGUGUAUACUGUGACAAUGAGUGGUACAGAGUUUACCUUUUUCGAGCACUCAACAGGCAGGCUGGCAUGGACUGUCUGCAAGCACUGAUCAACAGCACUGAUUAUGAAUGGAUAUUUCCUGCUGAGAUACUACGCCUUCAUAGGUUGAUUCCUGCAGAGGUGGAUCGUUUUUUGUGUUGUGGUCAGUCUUACCUCAUUCUUAGAAAUGGAGUGGGAAAAGCACUGCAGGAAGGCACAACAAAUGGACUCAAAGAUGCUCUAAGGGAAGUGGUUGGUUCUGGCCCAGUGAAAAACGUCCUGCUGACUCUAGCUGUGUUCAGGCAGGUCACUUGUUGCUUCAUGUCACCUGAAAGAGCUAUAUAUCCUCAAGCACAGGAGUUCAGCUUCUUGGAGGACGUUGUUAGAGAGAACUUCUCAGGACAUGCUAGAGAGCUUUGCACCGCUCUCUUAUCCAAUCAGAUUGGAGGUCCAGGAUCUAACCUGAGUCUCAGUGCAGGUGUACCUGCUCAGCGUCGUCCUAUACUGGAGCUCCUAGUGCAUGCGAGCGCAGUGUUUUACAGUGGAAACGGACUGCUCAAUCCUCUCUACAACAUUGCCUCUCAACCUCUAAAAAUGACAGAAGCCUUCCUACCCACAAUGCCUGAUGACCAUACCAGUGAAGCCCAGCAGUGGCUCAAGGGCGAAAAACUGCAGAUGUACUUUUGUUCUAAUGGCCAUCCAAGCUUUGUGACAAAGUGUGGCCGACCAAUGGCUACUUCACGUUGUGACACUUGUGGAGUGCCUAUAGGAGGCCUGAACCAUAACCCAGUGGAAGGUUUUACACCAGUCACUAGAGUCAAAGACCUGACACAACCUGGACAUAUACUGGGGCAAGCUGAAAACCGGUCUGAAGCCCCAAACAGAGCUCUCACUCUAGCACAGUCUUGUGUCCUCCGUCUAUGUCUUCACCUGGCCAUGUUACAAGGGGCCAUUCAUCAACAACAGGGCAUCAGAAAUAUGAUCAAACCACCUGUUUAUGAUGUUGGUGAAUUCCUUUGGCAACAUCUCGAGAAGGACAUGGAGGUUCUUGGGAAGACUUUGAAUCUUAACAUGGACGACACUGCCAUUAUAAUUCAUCUGGUCUUCAGCAGGUCUCUACAGGCCACCUCAGGUGCUGGCGUAAAUCUGUCUUCACGCAAGUCCAGAGAACAGUGGGAGAGUACAGUGUGUAAAACAGUCAUCGAUCCUGUUUUACAGGAUAUGAACAGGAUGUUGGGCGAUGCACAGGACCUGAUUGCAGCUGAUAACCGACUUUUUAACAGCCCCCUGAUGAAGAUGCUGAGGGGAGACCCUCAAAAAAUAGAGAACCUUCAUCUCCCCACUAACUGCCCCACUCACCACUCUGCCUUCUGGAGCCCCUCACCUGUCCUAACGGUGGAAAGCUUAUCGCAGCAAAUACACCAGAGUCAAGCAGCCCUGCUUACCCUUUUUGUCAAUAAGGUACACUGCAUACGACAGCUGAUCCAUUUGCCGGCUCUUGCUGCCCUGUUGUCUGAUCUAAUGAAAGUGCUUCCUUCAGGCUCUGAGACCCAAACCCACACCAUCGCUUCACUGCUGCACAGUAUUCCUGCUGGCCAACAGAAGAAAUUGUUGUCGGAAAGAGUAGAGAUCUUCAUGAAGGUGUGGAACCAACUCAGAAUGGAAAUAUCCAAUAACACUUCAGUGGGUUUGGAUCAUGCACUUUGUGAAAAAGACCUAACUAAGGAAAGCUCUGGGCAGUUUCUCUCCCUGAGUCGUCGCGGACCAGGCUCAUGUCUCCACGCAGUCAUAGAUCUUCUGUCUGAGACACACAACAGUCUUGUGCGAGAAGCCAGAAAAAUCUGUCACCAGGAAGACAGUGACUAUAAAGUUCCAUUGGUGGCGCUGUCCGAGAGCCAACUUGCCCUGUGUCACCCGGAGCGGGAGUUGCUCCCUCUGGUGUUAGCUAACUGCCAUUACACACUUGAGAAGGGUCAGCAGACAGUGAGCUCCUUUGAUCAUGAGGCUAUUGAGAGAGAACUCAGCAGACGAUUUUUUGCAAGCAAACCACGCAUUCAAACAGACACUGAUAAAUAUUUGAGAAGACGCCAUCAGAAUUUUAUAGAAGUCCUCAAUGAGGUCAGAUCCAAAAUACCUCAGGAACCACUAAAGGGCUCUCUGCUCAGCUCCAUGAGAUCAAUGUUGCGUUCAUUCACUGAUGUGUGUGAUGCAGUGUAUACCGUGGAGAUUGGACUUCGUUUCCUAGGUAAAACUGGAGGAGACCCACAGGCCCUGCUGCUGUCAUAUCUGACAGACUCUUUGAAAAUGCACCAGCAGAUCUCAAGCAACAUAGCUGAGGCUUUAAAAGAGAACCGGCUUAGUCAGUGCACAGCCACCUGGCAGCUCCUUACCUGCUGGAAGAGUGAACAGAUGAGGAGGAAAGGACAGGAUCCAUUCCAGCACUUGUCCAAAGAAUUCAGAGAUAAACUGGAUUCAGAGGAAAGAAAGCAAGUGAAGGUUUUCCUUGGGCUCACAGAUAUUGACACUUUCUCUUUGGAGUUACAUGAGAUCCUUCAGCUCAAGACCAACAGCACUGUGGAAGACGGCUUCGCUCCGCAUUGGGACAUCAGGUCCACCAUGGAAUUUCAUUUGGAGGAGAAGAACAUCACUUCUUUUCCUGGUCUAGAGAGUCUUCCAGAGGAAAUUACUUUGGCUAAAGCAGCAGACAUCUGGAGGCUUGCAGUGGAGUUCAAACAUUGAAAUGUUCUUCUGAAUGAACUGAACCAAAAUGAAUAAUAUGUGAAAAGAUCUGGACUACUUUUGUUGUCAGAUGUUGCUGCCUUUGUCAUUUCUGUUGUAUAGGACUCAUUCCAACAUCUUAAAUCUUUCUUGGCUUGGCUUUUUAUUGUUUAUUAAAUUGAUUAAAAUAAUCUCUGUUUACUCUUUUAGGACUUUGAGUUGCACUUUAUUUUACAGUAUGUGUACUUGAGUUUACUUUCCUGAGAAACUACAGGGGUUAAGGUUAGGUUUAGGGGUAGGUUCAGGGUUAGUAUCUAAUUAUUACCUAAGUUAUUGUAAUUACUGUAAUAAUAAGUACAUUGUAUGUUCAUAGGGAACAACACUGUAAAAUAAAGUGCUACCGGACUUUGAAUAUGUCAGUAUUGUUAGGCACUUUAUUGUUUAGAGAUUUGUUUAGACUUGGAUUCAGAGACCAAUAAUUAAUUGAUCAAUAAUGUACUGUUGUAACACCUUCUUUUAUUUUGCUUCAUUCUACUUUUGCUAUUAAUCAGGACCAAAUAAAGUUGUAUUACUGAUCUACA
This is a messenger RNA of Ctenopharyngodon idella (grass carp), 15823 nucleotides long. It is a transcript of the gene rnf213b, whose product is annotated as ring finger protein 213b. Gene Ontology annotation, molecular function: ATP hydrolysis activity; ubiquitin-protein transferase activity; metal ion binding. Gene Ontology annotation, cellular component: membrane; cytosol; nucleolus. The record is from RefSeq and is a predicted model, not a curated record. Lineage: Eukaryota; Metazoa; Chordata; Actinopteri; Cypriniformes; Xenocyprididae. Gene Ontology annotation, biological process: negative regulation of non-canonical Wnt signaling pathway; ubiquitin-dependent protein catabolic process; sprouting angiogenesis.